CCUCUCCCGACCAGAAGCCCCUGGCAGAGGGACUGGCGCUCCUCCCUGCCUGGGCUGUGGAGGCUCACAGCCCCACCAUCUGGGGCUCCUGCUCAGACCGCAUGGUGCCAAGCUGGGGCCCAUCCUCAGGCACUCUCAACCCCUCCCAGGAUCUUCUCUCUCCGCGGCCACCUCCUCCCUCCCAAAGCCUGGGAGCUAGCCCCUCCCCCGCCCACAGCCGGUCUCAGCAGAAGGCUCCAGACAGUCACCAUGACACAUACUCAGUGGAGCAGAGCCCCAGCUGCUCUGCAUGCGCGCCACAGCCCCUCCCACAGCCUCACCUGGCUGAGACUCACCUGUGCCUGUCCCUGCUGGCUCGCUGAUGGCAGGGACGGGAAACCAGGGCUGUCGGUGCAGGAGAGAAGGGAAAGGGAGGCCGAGGGCAACACCUUGUAUGGUCCUGGGUCCCUGCCCCUGUGAGCUGCCUGGGCUUGAGGCCCUGGGAAAAUGUUGGACACGGGUUAGCAAACAGCCCAGAGCUAGGCAAGGGCAGGCAGGGACCUCUCCUUCGGCCUCAUCUGGCCUCUGACCCCCAAGCUGGGGAGAAGUGUGACCAGAAAGGCCUGCGCUGAGCGAGGGCAGGUGACAGGCGUGGGGGGCUGUCAGGGCCUGCGCUGCGCGGCUGUGGGCAACAGGUGUGGGGGCUGUCAGGGCCUGCUGCUCUUCAGGCCUUGGGCUCUUCUUGGAAAGAGCAUGGCUCGGUCUAGCCCCAGGGCCAGGCCAAGGAGCAGGCAGCCAGGCCUCCAUGAUCAUCGUCUCCAGAGCAGGGCAGGCCUCUUUGCCUUGGAGCCCCUAGACAGGACGCCGGCCGCUCAGGAUGAAGGUCUUCGGGCCAGUGCUGCUGGCCGCCCUGCUGGAAGUGGAGCUUGCCUCCUCCCUCGUGUGCUUCUCCUGCACCAAUCAGAAGAGCAAUUGGUACUGCCUAAAGCCAACCACCUGCUCCGACACAGACAACUAUUGCGUGACCAUCUCUGCCGCAGCUGGCAUAGGGAACGUCGUGGACUUUGGCCAUACCCUGAACAAGGGCUGCUCCCCGGUGUGCCCCGGCCCGAGUGUCAACCUUGGCGUGGCAUCCGUGGGCACCCACUGCUGCCAGAGCUUUCUGUGCCACAUCAGCGCGGCGGCCGGCGGGCUGCGGGCCAGUGCCACCCUGCUGGGCCUGGGGCUCCUGCUGAGCCUGCUGUCCGCUCUCCUGCGCCGUGGCCCCUAGCCCCAUGGACCCUCCACCCCCACCUCCCAGCUCAGGAACGAAACCCAGACGUCACACUUCUGAUCCUAGCCCCCUGGCCCCAGGUCCCCAGGGUCAGGCCCACCCCGACCAUCUGCUAUACCUGCCCCAGCCCCUGCCCCAAAUGGGGUCAGCUGUCCUCACUUCCAGGGUCAAUGAUGUGGCCUGCCUAGGGGGAUGAGAGAGGGGGUGCGGGUGUCCCUGGAGCCUUAGGGUCCUGAGAUCAGAGUGGAGUCCCAUGGCCACCUUGGCAGGGGCCUUGAGCCUAGCCUUGUCUGCCCAGGCAAGCAGUUAAUAGGAGGCAUGCCCAUGAGUGCCGGCUCGGGCUCCAGGAGGGAAGGCCUGCCCCACUGUGAGUGCAAGGCCGGGCGCUGCUACACAGGGGCCGAGUCCAGGCCCAGAGCAGGCCUGAGCUCUGCAAGGCCCUGUCCCAGCCCUCUCGCCCACGCUGCACCCACUCACUUCACAUGCAGGUUGUGGGGCAGGGCUCCACUGCCUCCAGGCCUAGGCUGUCCUAGCCCAGCUGAGUCCUGCUUGUCCCCCAUCCCCACUAGAGCCCCCCUGCUGCUUUGGUGCCUCAAAUAAACAGAUGCCCCCCUUUUCUA
Messenger RNA from Tupaia belangeri chinensis (Chinese tree shrew), 1872 nucleotides. It is a transcript of the gene LY6E, whose product is annotated as lymphocyte antigen 6 family member E. Gene Ontology annotation, molecular function: acetylcholine receptor inhibitor activity. NCBI's taxonomy places the organism in Eukaryota, Metazoa, Chordata, Mammalia, Scandentia, Tupaiidae. Gene Ontology annotation, cellular component: plasma membrane. The record is from RefSeq and is a predicted model, not a curated record. The coding region runs from base 857 to 1249 and encodes 130 amino acids. The transcript has 4 exons.